Python bivittatus (Burmese python) is the source of this 1736-nucleotide messenger RNA. The record is from RefSeq and is a predicted model, not a curated record. NCBI's taxonomy places the organism in Eukaryota, Metazoa, Chordata, Lepidosauria, Squamata, Pythonidae.
GGUAGAGAAGACGGUGGUUCAGCAUGGAUCAAAGAAGAUAGUAGGGGAAGGCAGCCGAACGUGGGAUAGGAUGGCUUUCUUGGACAACCCGACCAUUAUCCUGGCUCACAUCCGACAGUCGCAUGUGACCAGCGAUGACACGGGAAUGUGCGAAAUGGUCCUCAUUGACCACGAUGUCGACCUGGAAAGAUUCCAGCCAGCUUCGGCCAACGGGGACAGCAGUUCAGAAAGACAGGGCAGCAACGGCGAGCCUCAGGGUUACGUGUAUUCUCAGUCAGUGGACAUUACCUCAAGCUGGGACUUUGGCAUUCGAAGGCGCUCAAACACAGCUCAGAGACUCGAACGAUUAAGGAAAGAGAGGCAAAAUCAGAUCAAAUGCAAAAAUGUGCAAUGGAAAGAGAGAAAUACAUCCUAUUCUGCUGAGGAGCUGGGCCUUCUCUUUGAGAAGAAGAACUUCAAGUUAAAGCCUCCCCACGCUGCCAUGAAGCCAUCAAUCCUCUCAGUCCGACUGGAACAGUGUCCCUUGCAAUUGAACAAUCCAUUCAAUGAAUACUCCAAGUUCGAUGGCAAGGGCCACAUUGGCACUACCGCAACGAAAAUAAUUGACGUCUACCUCCCACUACAUGCCAACCAGGACAAGUUGCAACCUAUGACUGUGGUGACAAUUGCCAAUGCCAAGGUGCAGGACUUGAUUGGGCUCAUCUGCUGGCAGUAUACGAGCGAAGGACGGGAACCCAAGUUGAAUGACAACGUCAGUGCUUACUGUCUCCAUAUUGCUGAAGAUGAUGGUGAAGUUGACACAGAUUUCCCACCCUUGGAUUGCAAUGAACCCAUUCACAAGUUUGGCUUCAGUACUUUGGCCUUGGUCGAGAAGUAUUCAUCACCGGGCUUGGUGGCCAAGCAGUCCCUUUUUGUUCGAAUAAACGCCGCGCAUGGAUUCUCCCUGAUCCAGGUGGAGAGCAUGAAGGUCACCAUGAAGGAUAUUUUGCAAAAGGCUUUGAAGCGAAGGAAAGGGUCACAGCGAGGCUCAGGGCCUCGAUACCGCCUGGAGAAACAGAGCGAGCCAAACGUUCCCGUUGACUUAGACUGUACCUUGGAGAGCCAGAGCACUCUGGAAUUCUGCCUCGUCCGCGAGAAUAGCGGAGGCUCGAGAGGCGAGGAGAUCUCGGAGGAGGAUCCACAGAUUGACAUCGCGACUGUCCAAGAUAUGCUAAGCAGCCAUCACUACAAGUCUUUCAAAGUCAGCAUGAUCCACAGACUCCGGUUCACCACGGACGUUCAGUUAGGUAUUUCAGGGGACAAGGUGGAGGUGGAUCCUGUGACCAAUCAGAAAGCCAGCACAAAGUUCUGGAUUAAGCAGAAGCCGAUCUCCAUUGAUUCUGAGCUCCUCUGCACUUGUGAUCUUGCUGAAGAAAAGAGCCCAAGUCAUGCAAUAUUUAAGCUCACAUAUCUAAGCAACCAUGACUACAAGCAUCUCUACUUUGAGUCGGACGCCGCCACCGUCAACGAGAUUGUGCUGAAGGUGAACUACAUCCUUGAAUCUCGUGCAAGCACAGCCCGUGCAGAUUACCUGGCCCAGAAGCAAAGGAAACUGAGUCGCAGGACCAGCUUCAGCUUCCAGAAGGAGAAGAAAACAGGACAGCAAUAAAGGCUAGGCUGGCCUGGAGCCAAACUGAAGAGACACUGUCUGCUCGGGGCCAAGCAGGAGAUGAUGCCCUCAGUUGCCUGGGACAGGA